Messenger RNA from Ilyonectria robusta, 4736 nucleotides. RefSeq lists its product as uncharacterized. The record is from RefSeq and is a predicted model, not a curated record. The transcript has 2 exons. Bases 221 to 4399 code for a protein of 1392 amino acids. Gene Ontology annotation, cellular component: mitochondrial DNA-directed RNA polymerase complex. Gene Ontology annotation, biological process: mitochondrial transcription. Lineage: Eukaryota; Fungi; Ascomycota; Sordariomycetes; Hypocreales; Nectriaceae. Gene Ontology annotation, molecular function: DNA-directed RNA polymerase activity; mitochondrial promoter sequence-specific DNA binding.
CGAAUACAUCCAGCUUCACGCGACAGGACUGAGAGGACUGCAGGUGUCCUCAAUAUCCGCCGCUACGCCCUCUCUUGUUGUUUAAGCAUUGUGGUUACUUGCGACUGUUCUAAUGUAUUAAUACCCCCCACAUUGCUCUCAGCACUCUCGUCGCUUUUGAGCUUCUCACUCCACCCCGGGGAACAGACUGCGCCAAGUCUCUCCCAAUCACCACAUCACCAUGCUCGCCCGACAGACCCGGAGGAGCAUUUCCCUGCACCGAGCCACUGCCAUAGGGCCAAUUGGACGCCCAUCAAGAUGCCUGCCGCUGCAGCUCUCACUUUCGACCCUCGGCCGACGAUGUGUCGUCACCCAGUUCCAGCCCCGCAAUCGACGAGGCUCAGAGUCUAGCCACGGACCUUCCCAUGGCCGGACCCUGGCCACGGCUGUUGAUGACUUCAAGUUCGCCAAUUCCCCCUACAGUCCCCUCCCAGGCUCUGGCAUGGCGUCUUUCCAAGGUGCGCCCUACCUUCGACCAUUCGAUCCCACAAUGCCUUUGGUCAUCCCGGAGCCAAGCCCCCCGAGGGCAUCGAGCAAGAUGAACUCGAGCGGAAUUCCUGGCGAUGCCGAAGACAUGCUUCCUGUAUUUGAUGCUUGUGUUCGGGUUGGAAAACUUGACCGAGCGGCUCUCGUCCUGAAACGCCUGAACACUAUUGGAGUCGUCCCUGGUGAAGAGCGCAUAACCCUUCACAAUCAGUACCUCAGAGCAUCGCUCAACCAAAUGCGAACCAACCCCGAUCGAAAACAAGCCGAGCAACUCCACAAGUGGUACGAGCUCGAGAUCCGAAACGAAGACAUCCCCCAAACCGCCGAGACGAUUGCCUGCAUGCUUAAGGCUUCCCUUCUCUCCGAGCGAGGGGCGAGACUCGAGCGCCUCAUCAACCGUUAUAUGAGCAUGGCUCCGGGUGAGGCUGGUCUGCGUGUUCUCAGCAUGGCCGAUAUCCUCAGCGAUUCGGAUCUUGCCGUCAUCACCGAAAUCUGUCCCACGUACAACUUUGCCCCCGAGGCUGAAGAUGCCGAAGUCACCCUCGUAUCCAACGAGGAGGAACUUGACAUAUUAGAGGGUCUUGGAGAUACUGCAGAGGCUUCCGAAGCCCCGGCCUAUCCGGAACUCCGAGUCACCCCCCAGCGAGGUGAGGGUCUGGAGACUUUGAAGCUAAGCCUAGGCCUCAUCAGCCAACUUGAAAACGUCGAUAUUUCCAAGCUCUCACUAGAAGAGCAGCGCGAGUUCCAAAUUCGCUUGGAGCGCGAUUCCAUCGAUGCCGCGAUCGCAAAAUGGCGAACCGAUAGGAAGCAAUUGCAGAAGAUCGGUGUUCAGACUGUUCUGAGCGCCAACGCAGACGACGGAUCUUUGGCCCAGAACCUGCCCAACUGGCUCAAGGAGAUGGAAGCCCGACUAAAGACGGAAAUUGCCAAGAUUGAGGAGUCGGAAAACAAGGCAUCCAAGUCCGAGGAGGAUCUGGGGCGUUGUAUUUAUGGACCAUUCAUUCGCCAGGCCGACCCAACCCGCCUCGCCGCCGUGACCAUUCUGUCUGUGCUCAACCACGGCGCCAUGAUGGGCAUUGACAAGGGAGUUGUUCUGGGCAGACUUAUUAACGACAUUUCUCGAGUUGCGCAAGAGGAUAUUCGUCUUCAAUUUGUCGACAAGCGUAAACGGGAGGAAAGACGUCUACGCAAGGUCAACUUCAUCGGAAAAGAGAAAGACGUCAAGACCAACCCUGACGGCGUCAUUAUCGACGCGACUGGACCUGAAGCUGAGCCAAAGGAUGAGAGAUUUCACAAGCCUUGGUCCAUCACCAUCAGGGCGCAAGUUGGUUCCAUCCUCCUCAAAUCCUUGAUCGAAACCGCCAAGGUCAAGGUUGUCAAGAAACACCCAGUCACCGGGGACCGCAUCAGUCAAUACCAGCCUGCGUUCUCGCAUAUGAUGCAACCACGAAAAGGAAAGAAGAUUGGAGUUCUCGUUCUGAACGCGGAUCUUGUCGAACGGAUGAAACGAGAGCCAGUGGGUGAUUUCAUUGCCAAGCACUUACCCAUGGUUGCCGAGCCGAGGCCCUGGAAGCGGAUGUACGAGGGUGGUUUCCUGGAGAGCAAGGCGCCAUUAGUGCGAGUCAAGCCCGGAGACGUGGAGCAGAAGUUGUACACCAAGGCGGCAAUCCAGAGAGGUGACAUGCAGCAAGUAUUCAAGGGCUUGGAUGUGCUUGGAAAGACUUCUUGGAGGAUCAACAACAGCGUUCUGAACGUCAUGGUGGAAGCAUGGAACACCGGAGAUGAGAUCGCAAACAUGCCACCCCUCAGCCCCAACUUGGAACUCCCUACUGAGCCCGACUCUACCGAAGACCCUUUGAUCCGAAGACGAUGGAUUCGCGCCGUAAAGGCCAUCGAGAACGAAAGAUCCGCCCUUCACUCUCAGCGAUGCUACAUGAACCUACAACUCGAAAUCGCGCGAGCGUUUCGCAACCAGACCAUUUAUUUCCCUCAUAAUAUCGAUUACCGUGGCCGAGCUUACCCAAUUCCCACAUACCUCAACCACAUGGGAGCGGAUCACACCCGUGCCAUUCUCAAGUUCGCUAAAGGAAAGGAGCUGGGCGCAAACGGUUUGAGGUGGCUGAAAAUUCACAUGGCCAAUGUCUACGGAUUUGACAAGGCCAGCUUCGAUGAGCGAGAGGCCUUUGCUACCGACAACCUCGCCAACAUUGUGGAAUCGGCUACAAAUCCCCUGAACGGCAGCAGGUGGUGGCUGAAGGGUGAGGACCCUUGGCAAUGUCUUGCUGCCUGCUUCGAGCUAAAGGCUGCUCACGAGCUGCCCGAUCCCAGCAAGUUUGUCUCUCAGUUGCCGGUGCACCAGGAUGGUACCUGCAACGGCCUUCAGCACUACGCAGCGCUCGGUGGAGACACAUGGGGUGCCCAGCAGGUCAAUCUUGUGCCUGGAAGCCGACCCGCAGAUGUCUACUCUGCCGUUGCCAACUUGGUCAAGGAGUCCAUUGCAAAGGACGCCGCUGCCAAAAACCGCCUUGCAGAAAUUGUCAAAGACAAGAUCACCAGAAAGGUCGUCAAGCAGACUGUCAUGACUAAUGUCUAUGGCGUUACCUUCUCCGGAGCCAAGAACCAGGUGUGCAAGCAAAUUGAUGCACUCUAUCCCAACUUGCACAAGGAGUGCGGCAUCCCCCACAUGCUCCUGUCGACCUAUAUCGCCAAGCACAUUUUUAGCGCCCUUGCGACCAUGUUCCGUGGUGCCCACGAUAUCCAAUAUUGGCUAGGCGAGAUCGGUGGUCGUGUUUGCAGAGCCUUGACACCUGCUCAGCUCCAGCAAAUUGCCGAUACCUUUGAGGAGGAAAAGCAAUCGGGACGCAAGGCUAAGAAGACCACCGCCAAGAAACCGAAGGUGGCCAAGACCGGAAUUGACGCGUUGAGCUUGCAAUUUCGGUCUACUGUUGUAUGGACCACCCCUCUUCGAAUGCCGGUUGCCCAGCCGUAUCGAAAGGCGACUACGAAGGAAGUCCGAACUUGCCUGCAGAGUGUCGCGUAUUCUGUCAGCGAUCAGACCGAUCCCGUGAACCGAAGAAAGCAACUUCAAGGAUUCCCUCCUAACUUUAUUCAUUCGCUGGAUGCUAGUCACAUGUUGCUCUCUGCCCUCCAGUGCAACGAACUUGGCCUGGAUUUUGCCGCUGUACAUGACUCUUUCUGGACUCAUGCUGCGGAUGUGGAUGUUAUGAACGGCGUCCUCCGCGAAGCCUUCAUUCGGAUCCACGAGGAAGACGUUGUUGGCCGACUGGCUGCCGAAUUCGAGGCCCGAUACAAGGGGUCCAUCUACCUUGCUCACAUCGACCCCGACACCCCAGUCGCUCAGAAGAUCAAGGACCUUCGCAAGUCGAGCAAGCUCAGCCCCCGAGAGGAGCUCUUGCUGGAGUACAAGCGCAGCACCCUCCGACUCUCUGGAAACCCCUGGGACUUGGAGGCUGCUAAGCAGAUUGUGACUCCUGCCUCUGUAUACGAAGAGCUUGCUGCUUGCGAACAGGAUGUGGCUAUCCGUGAGGAAAAUGAGAAGCUGGGCCUUGGUCGUAUGUCCGAGAGCGAGACGAAUUUUGAUGAAGCCGCCGUUGCGGACGAGAUGCAGGAGGCGGAUGAUGCUGAGCACGAGAUUGGCGGCCGAUCGACGGCAGAAUUCACCAAUGGUAUUCUGGAGGCAAUGAAGACCAGUCGAUUUGAACAGGACAUCAUUGAGCCAAAGAAGCCGAGGGUUUUUGCCAACAAGCCCAAGACGCCACUGGCCAUCUGGUUGCCUCUGACCUUCCCCUCUCUACCUCAGAAGGGCGACUUUGACGUUACUCGCCUUCGAGACAGUCAGUACUUCUUUUCGUGAUGAGGGUGGCACCGUAGCCCCCAUGUAUGAUAAACGUUGAUAAACGUGCAAUGGCACACGUUGGGGAGGAAAGGAGGUUCGGCGAAAGUGUUUGCAUUCUUGAGGCAUAUUACGGCGUUUAUUUAAGAGGCGAGGAGUUGCGAACAACAAAAAAGCAUUUGGAUAGAGCACAUGUGACCUUGGAGGUUAUCGGGCUCUGCUCUGCACAUACAUAGCGAGAUGGUGUACACUGUUGUAUAUUACGAAGUCAAAAGAGAUAGGAAGAUGAUUUACGAUCCUAAGCGGUAGGAUAGAUGUUGAAAAACAAAAUACAAUCAACUCUUCAUGAGACAAUUAA